Trachymyrmex cornetzi is the source of this 2952-nucleotide messenger RNA. RefSeq lists its product as uncharacterized. The coding region runs from base 1 to 2952 and encodes 983 amino acids. Gene Ontology annotation, biological process: proteolysis. Lineage: Eukaryota; Metazoa; Arthropoda; Insecta; Hymenoptera; Formicidae. Gene Ontology annotation, molecular function: aspartic-type endopeptidase activity. The transcript is spliced from 5 exons. The record is from RefSeq and is a predicted model, not a curated record.
AUGAAACCAGAUAAGUCGAUAAUAAUCGAGGAGAGCCCACACACGGGCAGAAUAACCUUGCGGAUUCCGCCGUUCUGGCCAGAGGAACCAGAACUAUGGUUCGCACAGAUAGAGGGUCAAUUCGAACUGUGCCGAAUAACGAGCGACCACGAGAGGUACAUCCACGCCCUCUCUAAGAUAGAGCCGAAACAAGCAAAGGAAAGGCUGACAGACUCACAACAGUAUAGAAUACGCCAACUCCUAGAAGCUGAAGAAAUGGGAGACAGAAAACCAUGGCAGUUUCUACGGCAUCUGGCAACCCUCGCCGGGACUAGAAUUUCCGAAAAUCUGUUGCGCACUCUGUGGCUAGGACGACUGCCGGCCCAGACAAAAGCCAUACUAGCAACCCGGGGCGAGGACAACCUCAACAGCGUAGCGGAGCAGGCCGACAGGAUACACGAAAUCGGCGGUAAAACCGUAGUCCUAGUUACAAGCGGACCACAGCCGACAAAUCCAACGAAAAACACGCUAGAGGAACUCCAAAAACAAAUAGCCGCCAUCACAACAAAAGUAGAGAGAAUGACCAACGCCUGGGAAGGAAAUAGGUCGCGGAGCAGAACAAGAAACCGAUCCGGAGGUAGGAAGCACCGCCAGGUCUGCUACUACCACCGACGUUUCGGAACAAAAGCACGCAAGUGUGAGCAGCCAAUUCGUAGUAGACGAGAAGAGCGCGGAAAACACACAGGGCUCUCAAUGACGGCGGCCGUUGAAGACAGCCCAAAAUUAUGCCGCCUACACGUCACCGACAGGGUGACAGGUCGAAGAUUCCUUGUGGACACGGGAUUCGACAUAAGCAUAAUACCUCCCCCACAUAAGAGGGGUAACAUGAAACCAACCCUGUACCAACUGUACGCCGCCAAUGGCACGUUGAUACCAAUCCAAUACACGCAGCCGAUACUGGGAGCCGACUUCCUGGCGCACUACAGUCUCUUGCCGGACAUGCAGAGGAAGAGAUUGGCAGACGGAAAGACAGGCCUGACAACCAAAGGAAUCGCGAGCAACUCAUCAACGCCUUCCGUCAAAACAAUCGACACGCAAACCAAGUACCACGAGCUGUUAGCAAAAUAUCCGGAUCUGACGAACAUCUCAGGGCAACAGCGCGAGGCGAAACACGAAACACAACACUUUAUAAAGACAACGCCUGGCCCGCCCGAAGCAUGCCGACCACGCAGACUGGCCCCUGACAAGCUAAGAGCAGCCAAAACAGAGUUCGACCUGAUGCUAAGAGAGGAAUCAUACAACCUUCGAAGAGCCCGUGGUCAGCACCGCUACACCUGGUACCCAAGAAGAACCAAACAUGGCGACCAUGUGGAGACUACCGUAAACGCCAGGACAGUACCAGACAGGUACCCCAUACCGCACCUAGAAGAUUUCGCACACGCGUUGGAAGGAAAGACAGUAUUAUCCACGCUCGAUCUGGUCAUGGCCUAUUAUUACCAGAUCCCGAUACAUCCAUCGGACGUGCCAAAAACGGCGAUCACGACGCCGUUUAGCAUGUUCGAAUUUAACAUACUCCAAGACUUGGAGUACUGUUACGCAUACAUCGACGACAUCUUAAUAGCGUCGCAGACACUUGACGAACACAACCAGCACCUGCACGAAGUAUUCCAGAGGCUCGAUAAGCACGAAAUCAAAAUCAAUUCAGCAAAGUGCGUCCUGGGAGAAAGCAAGGUAGCGUUCCUAGGCUACGAAGUUUCGGCCGAGGGGACAAAACCUCCGGAACACAAAAUACAUGCUAUACGAGACUUCCCGAAACCGACAACAGUCAAGCAGUUGCGACGAUUCCUGGGGAUGACAAACUUCUACAGGAGGUUCAUACCAGGAGCAGCCCAAACACAGGCAGCCCUAAACGAGGUACUAAAAGGCAGCAAUAAGAAGGGAAGCAUACCAGUAGAGUGGACGCCCGAGCGUGAAGCAGCGUUCAACAAAACAAAAGAGAGCCUGGCUCAAGCAACUCUGCUAGCACACCCAGACGCAACAGCAAGGUGGCGAUCACUAAUCACAGACGCGUCAAACGUAGCAAUAGGAGCAGUACUACAGCAAGAGAAAGGACAGACUUGGCAACCACUGGCCUUUCUAAGCAAAAAAUUGAACAACGCACAAACGAAACGCAGCCCCUAUGACAGGGAACUACUGGCUGUAUACUCAGCGGUCAAACACUUCCAACACAUGCUGGAAGGCCGUCCAUUCACCAUCCUAACAGACCACAAACCACUGACGUACGCCUUCAAUCAGGAUCUGCUACGCAGCUCGCCAAGGCAGGCACGCCACCUAGAGUACAUAAGCCAGUUCACAACCGACAUCCGUUAUAUAGCAGGCAGGGACAAUGUAGUAACCGACGCCUUGUCCAGAACCGAAGAGGUACGACAAGGAAUCAACUUCGAGGACUUAGCCAAGGCCCAGGAGAGCGACACCGAGCUACAGGCAGUGCUAGAAGCCAAGAAAGGACUACGGCUGGAGAGGAUACCCGUGCCCGGCACCAAAACAGCCAUAUAUUGUGACACCAGCACAGCAAUAGCGCGACCGUACCUCACGCAGGAAUUCCGCCGACAAGCGUACGAAUCGCUGCACGACUUGGCACAUCCAGGCAUAAAGGCAACAAGCUGGACCAACACGGCGCUUCGAGCACAUCCACGUAGACCUCGUCGGUCCGCUACCAAGCUCAGAAGGAUACCGCUACUGCCUGACAGUAAUAGACCGUUUCACACGUUGGCUCGAAGCAAUACCGGUAACCGACAUAACGGCAGAGACGAUAGCAAAACAACUAUUCAGCACGUGGAUAGCGCGGUUUGGCGGCCCACUGAGAAUAACAACGGACCAAAGCCGUCAAUUCGAGGCCGACCUAUUCAAAAGGCUGACACAACUAAUCGGAGCCACCCACUGGAGAACAACAGCCUACCAUCCGCAGGCUAA